Molecule: messenger RNA, 2073 nt
Organism: Caenorhabditis briggsae
Lineage: Eukaryota; Metazoa; Nematoda; Chromadorea; Rhabditida; Rhabditidae
Exons: 15
Coding region: 1-2073 (690 amino acids)
Source: RefSeq, a predicted model, not a curated record
AUGAUUUUCAUCCUAAUUAUCUCAUCACUUGUAUUCAUAGAUUAUGCUCGAACUGCGGACUCAAAUAACAGUUUUCAAACCCCGCCAAAAUAUAAAUGGGCGGGAUGUGAGAAUCUUGGAAAAUGCAAACUCGAUGGAUUCGCAAAACCUACGCUCCUGAUACUCAGUUUUGAUGGAUUUGCUAAAGAAUAUUUGGAAAGAAAAAUAGUAAAAUCUCUCGAAUUGAUAGCGGAAUGUGGAGCCCGAGCAGACACUGUAUAUCCAUCUUUUCCAUCAAAAACGUUCCCAAAUCACUAUACAAUGGUAACUGGACUCUAUCCAGAAUCACACGGAAUCACUGAUAAUAAUGUGUUUGAUCCUAAAAUUUCGCCGGAUCUUCUGGCAAUGAGGAAAUCGGAAGCAGAAAAAUAUUAUGAAGGGGAGCCGAUUUGGUCAGCAUAUAAAAGACUAACAGGACGUCCAGCUCAUUGUCUUUUCUGGGUUGGAUGUUAUUUUAACCAUACAGGAUAUAAACCAGAUAUCUCUCCAGAUUACAAUCAAGAGUUACCAUUGCAAGAGAGAAUAAAUACUCUUCCAGAAAAGGAGAGACCUGGGCUUAUCACUGCAUAUCUUCACCAACCAGAUGCGGCAGGACACAAACAGAAAGAUAUCGAUCAAGCUUUAGAAGAUGUGAAUCGAUACAUUGAUGCUUUGAUGGAAAAUCUUUAUGAUGAAGGGCUUUUGGAGUGUAUAAACAUAGCAAUAGUAUCGGAUCAUGGAAUGCAGGUUCUCAAUAAAACAAUUGAAGUCGAAGAUUAUGUGGAUAUGAAAGGGUUGGUACUUUCAAAAGGAGUGGUUGCGAGGAUUCAUCUGAAUGGAACUGAUAGAACCAUUGAUGAAGUGGCGGAUGAAAUAAGAUGCAAAGUCGAUGGAAUAAAAGUGAAUACUGUAAAAGAUAUUCCAGUGAGAAAGCAUUAUUCAAAGUCUACUCGGGUCGGAGAUUUAAUUAUCGAGGGAAAGCCAGGAACUACGUUUUAUAAAAGUGCAAGCGACGGAGGAGAUCAUGGCAAUGACUAUUACAACGAGAACAUGCAUACUGUAAUGUUCGCUCGUGGUCCAUCCUUCCGAAAAAAUGUAAAAGCUCCACCGUUUCAAAAUGUUCAGUAUAUGAAUCUAUGGCUGGAUUUGUUAGGAUUGAAAGGAGCUGUAAAGAACAAUGGAACUAUUGGAUUCUUUGAUAGUAUACUCAAAAAUCCUCCAAUUAGGGAAAAUAAUUGGAGUUCUAUGGAAGAAUGUCCAACUUUUGGUUCAGCUGAUGUUCUUCCAUGCAGCGAAAGACAAAUUAAUUAUCUGAAGAAACUCUCUACCCAUUUGAAUUCUUGUCAAUCUAUCAGAAGCUUACCACUUUACUCCACUGAUCAUUGUUUUCAAAAAAAUUGUGACAAUGUUCUGAUUGUUCAUAAGAAGGAAGAUUCGAGAAGAGCUGUGAUUGAAACACUUUCACGCACUUCAUCCUCUAAAAAGUCAAGCUCAUCUGAUGGAAAUUUCAGUUACAUCAAUACAAAGUAUUCAUCCGAAUGUCCGGCUUUUAAGGGAAGUCAGACAUUCUUCACGGCUGGAUUUGAUGAAAUUAGCAAAUUGGCCAGCGCGCAGUAUGAAUUUCCUGAAAGAUUCUUGAAUAACAUUCUUCUGCCGUUAUCUAUAAAAACGGAAGAAUAUCUCAAUCGCUUUGGAACAAUUUUCGUUAUAUCCGGACUCGCUGCGGAUUCUGACCUGGAUGGUAUAAGUGAUAGCAAAGUAUCAGUGCCGCCGACUCAUUUCUACCGUAUCAUCAUAACUUGUAAAGGCAGCUGGCUAUCAAAAAAUCCUCCAUUGUGCAAAACGUAUGAGGAAAUGAAAGUUUUGGCAUUCGUGUUUCCUAUCCUGGAUGGUAAAAGCACGAUGGAUUGCAUGAGUUCGGACGAAGUGCUUCUUGACUAUACGUCUACAAUUGAAGACGUUGAAAGGAUAGCGGGGAUUCAAUUCCAGAUUGGAGCACUCAGCCACCAACAAAACGUUUAUCUCCGUAGAAAUAUUACAACUUCUUUGUGGUAG